GAGCUUCUUGUUCCUACAUCUCAAAGGACUAAGAACACACUUCCACUCUUUCUCCUUUCCUUCAUCCUCAUUUCAGCCAAAACAUGUCUCACACCUCUCAAAACAUCACCAAGGAAGAUUUGGUUGCAUCCAAUGCCGAACUCAAAGCUCAAGUUGAGUAUUUGGCCAAACAAGUGGCUCAACUCACUAAAAUGAAGUUGAAGAUGACGGAGACACCCGAGGAAAGUGAAGACGAGCAAGAAGAAGAGUCCCAUGCAGAAACUCCUUCCUCCUCCAUACGAAAGGACAACCAAGAGAAGUCCUCCACUGGUUUCAAGGUUGAAAUCUCAACCUUUGAUGGCAAGGAUGAUCCUGAUGAUUUUAUCGAAUGGUUAGAGACGGUUGAACGCGUCUUUGACUAUGUUGAAGUUCCGGAAGACAAGAAGGUCAAACUUGUGGCCUUAAAAUUCAGAGGCUACGCAUCUACGUGGUGGACUAACACUACCACCAAGCGCAAAAGAGAAGGCAAAGCUGUUGUUCAAACAUGGACCAAGAUGAGGGCUUUAUUGAAGAAGUUCAUUCCCACUGAUUAUAUAAGGGAAAACUUUGCUAGGCUUCAACACCUAAGGCAAGGAAAUCGGUCCGUAGAAGAAUACAAUCGAGAGUUUGAAGAACUCUUGAUGCGGUGUGAUCUCCAAGAGAAUGACUCACAAACCUUUGUCAGAUAUCUCUUUGGCCUAAACACCCAAAUCGCCAACACAGUGGAGCUGCAAACCUUUGAGAGCCUUGAAGAGUCAACCAAGUUAGCACUUAAGGGAUUCCAUGAAGACACGCAUGAGAGAAAGAACACUCAUUUUGAGUGUACAAGGUGGCGUUUCCAAAUUCCCCUUCCCCGAGGGCCAAAGCGAAGAGUGUUUGAAGAUGAAGAUUCAAGCAUGAUAGCAUUCUGCUCUGAAGAUGAACCUGAAGAAAACUCGAGUUUGAGGGCAAACUCUUUCGAAGAAGGGGAGGAUGUUAUAUCCAGGGUCACUGCAUCCAAGUUGCGAGACAUAUUUCAAAUAAGGACCAGACUCACAGAACAUGGGUUAAAUGCUGGGUCAGAAGAGGUUAAGGAAGCAGAAGAUGAAGAAAAGAAGAUCCAAAUGUUAUUUCAACCAGCUUUUGAGGCCUACUUCGAAACAAUUUUCAGGGCAGUGGAAAGACAGGUUCAAGAGGCUUUGGCGAAGACAUCACUACUGGAUAAACUGAAAAUGGGACUUUUUCAAAACAUGUCGGGUAAGACACUUAGAGCAACACGGGAGACGGUGAAAAGCAUGGAAAAGGUUACCCUUGUUCAAUUUGAAGAUUCUAAAUACCCAGCAUUUAUUUCUUGUUCCAAAGCAGAUGAAAGGCUUGUGGCGGAAUUUCUAUCAGGGGAACAGGCUGAAGAGUCACAAGCUACAAUUGGUUAAUGAUUAAUCUUGUUUCUUUUAAUGCAUCCAGGAAAUAAAACAUUAAGCCCUUG
Cuscuta campestris is the source of this 1483-nucleotide messenger RNA. The record is from the annotation of a GenBank genome assembly. Lineage: Eukaryota; Viridiplantae; Streptophyta; Magnoliopsida; Solanales; Convolvulaceae.